Messenger RNA from Helianthus annuus (common sunflower), 4695 nucleotides. RefSeq lists its product as uncharacterized. Gene Ontology annotation, molecular function: protein binding. The record is from RefSeq and is a predicted model, not a curated record. Lineage: Eukaryota; Viridiplantae; Streptophyta; Magnoliopsida; Asterales; Asteraceae. The transcript is spliced from 23 exons. The coding region runs from base 1 to 4695 and encodes 1564 amino acids.
AUGGCAAGUGAGACGCUUUCUGUGUAUCAAAGAAAAGAAUCAUUGGGUGAUUUUGUGUCUAUGAUGGCAAGUGAGACGCUUUCUAUGUAUCAAAGAAAAGAAUCAUUGGGUGAUUUUGUGUCUGUUUGUUUUUAUGCAUAUGCGCAUAAAGUUGUAUUAAUUAAAUGUUAUUUCAUUGUCAAACCCACUAUUGGGUUAAAUGAGUCCAAGUACAAGUAUGUGGACAACCAAAACAAGUUGGGCAUCUACACUGAUAGCAACGUGUACCUAUGUGAUGAUUUCAAUGGUCCAACCUAUGGCUUCUCAUUCACAUCCUUUAAGGAUAUCAUUGACAAAACUUUUCCUGAAAACAAAUCUUUAGAUUUUCAUUAUCUAAAUGUGAUUGGUUUUGUUGCUGAUGUUAAAGACCUUAAGAAGUUUAAGACGACAAAGGGGAAAGACACCAAGAAAAUCAGUGUCAUUAUUCAAGAUCUAGAGAUGGAUUCAAUAUACUUGUCUUUGUGGGAUUCUUAUGCUGAUCGGAUUUUAGAGCAUUGGGAAAACAGAGAUCAACAUGGUGUUAUUGUUGUCAUUCUCCAGUUUGCUACAUUGAAGUACUUUGGACCAUUUGGAUAUGUUAACAGUUGUUUCAGUGUUUCCAAGCUUUUCAUCAAUUCUGAUAUUGAUGAUAUAACUUCUUUUCGAAACAGCCUUAUCCAAAACUCUGCUGCUUCUUCAUGUUCGAGCCAAUCAUCUAGGCUUUCAGGAAUUUUUUUAACAUUGUAUGAUGAAUAUGUUGUCAAAACUGAAUUCAACAACAUAGCCGAACUUAAUCUCAGUGAGGUCAAGUCUGUUGUUAUUGUUGGGACUGUUCAGAUGAUAGCUGAGUUGCCUUGGUAUUAUUUUGCUUGUAAGGCUUGUAACAAGAAGGUUACUAAGAAAACUGCGAAUGAUACACCUACUGUUGGUGUCUUGGUGGAUGAAGAAGAGAUUUAUGAGUGCAAAACGAAAACUUGCAAGAAUAGUGUGAUUGAAUAUGUGCAAAGGAUAAAAAUCCCAUUGACUGUUCAAGAUUCAAGUGGAACUGUGUCGUUGACAUUGUUUGAUAGAGAUGCUUGUAAAAUUCUGAAAACAACUACAUCAAACUUAAUUGAAAAACAUCUUGCUGGUGGUGAUAAGGGCCUUUAUCCCGACGAGUUUGAAGCUCUUUUGGGAAAAAAAUUUGCGUUUAAGAUUGACAUAAAACAAUUCAACAUUGAUAACAACUUUUGGUUUUUUUGUGUUUCUAAAUUGACCGAUGAUGAGGAUAUCAUAUGCGAGCUCGAAAAGAAAGCAACAACAUUGAGGUUCACUGAUAUGGAUUCACAAGAAACCGUUCACUUGAAUGAUGAUAACCCGAUUGAUGUUACUAUGGGAAUCUAUGUUGGCACCCAUUCAAACGAGAAUCUCAAAUCAAAGGCCGUUACCGAGUCGAUGGAUGAUAAUGUCAUAACUCCUUUGCCAAAAAAAUUGGAUGGCGAUUGCAUGGAAAAUCAAAAUGAUCGAUCUUUUGAAGCAAAGCUUAUGCGAAAGAAAAGGAAAUUGCAUAUGGCAGCCAAAAAAGGACAAGUCUCUGAUUUUAGUUCCACAAUCAAAGACAUACAAAUUCGAAGUCCGCUAUCUAACAUUUCAAAUGAUGGUAAAAAAAGAAGACUAAUGAGAAAAAAAGGGAUGGAUAAAAGAAAAUCCAACAACAAUUUAAAAGGUUUGCAAAAUAUCCAACUCAGUUCCAACAAAUCACCAAAUAACAGAAGUGUCAUUUAUGGGAAGGAAGUGGUUAUUCCUUAUCAAUCAAUUCAAAAUCAACAUACCAUUGUUACUUCUUCAGAUAUCUAUUAUACUCCUCCGCUAUCGGAUAUUACAAAUGCUUCAAUCACCAAUGCUGAUUACACUAGCCCCAAGUUUUGUCGGAGCAUCAGAAAACGAUAUCUGGAUAGCAAAAAACCAACCUAUAAAUCUACAUCUGUAAACUUUCAAAGUUCAAGUACAUCUACGUUAAAUAACAAUAUUCAAGCAUCUUCAUCCAACAAUUUGCGAGAAGAACACCAUCUUAACGGAGAAAUUAUUACAGACAUAUUUUGUGGCAAAUCAAAAGAUUACUUGGAUCAUGGUGAUCAAAAUCAUAUAUGUGAAACAUGUCAUGCAAAAUUAUGGAAGGAUGAAGUAUUAAGAAGUUAUCAAAGAAAGACUAAAUCAAGCUUUUCUCUAUGUUGUGGUUACAGCAAAGUCAAACUUCCAGAUUUCAAGGACCCCCCCUCUGAUUAUAAAAGUCUUUAUACUUCUUUGGAAUCAAAAAGCAAACAUUUUUUGAAAAACAUUCGUCGUUACAACUCAAUGUUUUCUUUUACUUCCAUGGGUGGAAAAGUAGAUUCUUCCAUUAACAAAGGUAAUUCUCCCUUCGUAUUCAGACUUAGCGGUGAAAAUUAUCAUACUAUUGGAAGUCUUCUACCAACGAAUGGAUCAAAGCCUAAAUUCUCUCAGUUAUAUAUAUAUGACCUUGAGAAUGAGGUUGCAAACACACAAGCCGCUUUAGGGCAAACCAAAAAAGUCUCCACAUCAAGUACAGAAAAUUUGGAUUUUGAAAUUAUUCAAGAUUUGAAGGCAAUGUUAGAUGCACACAAUGAGUUGGUUAAGUCUUAUAGAAUGGCUCGAGAUUGUUUUCGAAGCAAUCCUCAUAUAAAUCUAAAGAUACGCCUUAUUGCAAAAAGGAAUCAAGAUGGGAGGAUAUAUAACUUGCCAACUGCUUCCGAAGUUGCUGCUUUAAUAGUUGGAGAUAUUGACACUUCGUUUGAACCUAGAGAUAUUACUGUCAAGACUAAAGAAGGUUAUCUCCAACGUAUUAGUGAAUUACAUCGUUCUUAUUUAGCUCUUCAAUAUCCCCUACUUUUUGUGUACGGUGAUGAUGGUUAUAGAAUUGAUAUCCUUCAUCGCGAUGUUUCUACUUCAACCAUCAGUAAAAGACAUACAUGCACAAUGAGAGAAUACUUUUGUUAUAGAAUCCAAGACAGAGUAAAUACUUUUUCUUUGAUUCUUAAUUCCAGAAGGCUUUUUCAACAAUUUUUGGUUGAUGCGUAUACUAUGAUUGAAAGUGAAAGGCUCUUAUACAUACGUACUCAACAAAAGAAAUUAAGACGCGAGACUUAUGAGAAUUUAUGUUCUGUUAAAAAUCAAGGAAAAAGUGAUGUCUCCAAAAUCGGCCAGCAUGUUAUAUUACCUUCCUCUUUUACUGGUAGUGCACGGUACAUGUUUCAAAAUUAUUUAGAUCCCAUGUCACUUUGUAAAUGGUAUGGAUAUCCAUAUUUUUUCAUAACAAUCACAUGUAACCCAAAAUGGCCUGAAGUGAAGAGGAUUCUUAAAGACACGACUCUUAACCCGGAAGACAGACCUGAUAUUUUAUGUCGAUUAUUUAAAAUGAAGUUGGAUUCCAUUAUCAAAGACUUAAGGGAUCAUGCAAUUCUUGGAAAGCUUCAAGCAGUUGUAUAUACGGUGGAGUUUCAAAAACGUGGCUUGCCUCAUGCUCAUUUGUGCUUAUUUAUGCAUGCCGACCACAAACUUCCAACUGUUGAUUAUAUCGAUCCAUUCAUUUCUGCCGAAAUACCAGACAAAGACAAAGAUCCAGAGUUAUAUUCUCUUGUAAAUGGUGAUGGUUUUCCUAUUUAUAGAAGAUGCAACAAUGGUUUUUUUGUUGAUAAGUCAGAUGUCAAGUUAGAUAAUCGAAGCGUUGUGCCAUACAACAAAAUACUUUUACAAAGAUAUCAAGCACACAUCAACGUUGAGUGGUGCAAUCAGGCUGGUUCAAUCAAAUAUUUGUUUAAAUACAUAAACAAAGGUCAUGAUAGGGCAUCAAUUUGUUUUGUACCAACUAACGAAACAAAUGAGCAUGAAAAGAAGGUUGAUGAAAUCAAAGACUACUAUAGUUGUAGAUACAUAUCUGCUUGUGAAGCAUCUUGGCGGAUUUUUUCUUAUGAUAUACAUUAUAGGAAUCCUUCGGUCAUUAGGCUUCCUUUUCAUCUUCCUGGACAACAACAUGUAAUAUAUGAGGAAAUUGAAGAAAUAGAAGAUGUCUUAGAUAAACCUUCAGUGGCUGUUUCAAUGUUUUUAGAGUGGUUUCGUUGCAAUCAAAGUUACCCAGAAGCACGUCAACUAACUUAUGUCAAAUUCCCUACAAAAUUUGUUUGGAAAAGCAACAAACGUAUGUGGAAACAAAGAAAAAGAGGGUUUUCAAUCGGCAGAAUUCAUUCAGUUUCUCCUUCUGUCGGGGAAGCUUAUUAUUUAAGAAUUUUGUUGAACAAGGUGAAAGGUCCAAAAACAUUCGAGGAUAUUAGAACAGUGAAUGAUGUUGAAUACCCUACUUUUAGAGAUGCAUGUUAUGCAUAUGGCCUUUUGGAUGAUGACAACGAAUAUGUUGAAGCAAUUGUAAAAGCAAGUUUCACAGGCUCGGGUUAUUAUUUACGAAGUUUAUUUUGUACAAUGUUAAUGUCCGAGGGUAUGUCUAGACCUGAAUUUGUGUGGGAAAGAACAUUCACUUACUUGUCAGAUGACAUUCUCUACAACCAACAUCUUAUUUUAAAACAUCCAGGUUUAGUACUUAAUGAAGAUCAAAUUAAAAACCUAACAUUGUUGGAGAUCGAAAAGUUUCUACUCAGAAAUAAUUCGACUCUAAAAGGUUUUCAAUAA